AUGUAUAGCAAUUACGUGGACUCAUGCAAUGAGACGGCAUCGUUGGGCAAAGCGGUUGAUUUGGUGCAAAACAAUAACAUAAUUGCUUUCAUUGGCCCGGCAUGUAGUGAUGAUGUUGAGGUUGUGGGACGUCUGGCAUCGUAUAAGGGUAUACCGUUAUUGACGGGUUUGGGUGAUGUGGUCAGUGGUGAGCGCUCGACGUAUAGCACUUUAAUCCGAACCUCUUAUGAUCUCUGGGAUGAGGCCCGGGCUAUACUGGCCUUUCUCUCUCAUCUCAAAUGGCAUCACUUCGGACUCAUAUAUCGUUACGGAGACGUCUAUUACCAGACACUGGCCGACCAAUUGGUCAACCUUUUGGGUGACGACGAAUAUUCGCGUAAAUUUUUUUGCGAAUGUAAGGAGUCGUACGUUAGAGACGCUAAUAAAACAAUUUUGACUGAUUUGGUACAAGUGAUCGACAGAAUGACUAAAUGCGCCCGAAUGAUAAUUGGAGGUGAAAUGGAUGUGCGGGCGAUGAUGAAGAUCGCUCACCAAAAGAAGAUGACUCACUCGGGAGAGUAUGCCUUCAUUCAUACGGAACUGAUUGAAGGCGAGGCCACCGCUAAUACUUCGUGGGCCGGAGGAGCAGAGAGCGAUGAGACGAAGCAGACAUUGAAAGAAGCUUAUCAGGCAUUACUGAUUGUGAGCCUUAAUCAGCCUCCCGGAGACUUUUACAAGAAUUUUAGCGAUGAAGUCAAACAAAGGGCUUUCAAAAGCUAUAACUACACGUAUAACGAAGAGAUGGUUAACUAUUUUACGGCUUCUUUCCACGACUCGGUUCUGCUAUUAUGUCGAGCGCUUCACGAUUACCAUAAUAUGAGUGAUAGUCAGUCCACUGAUGGGCCACUUAUUGAUGGCCGACAACUGGUCGCCAGAAUGAAAAACGUGUCAUUCAGUGGUAUUUCAGGCGAUGUUACCAUUGAUAGCGAUGGCGAUCGCAUUGCCGACUAUGCACUUCUCGAUCAAACAGAUCAAGAAUCGGGUCAUUUCAAUGUUGUAAUGCGUUAUUUCGGUGCAACUAAACAGUAUGUGGGCGUUGCGCCCAUACACUGGCCUAAUGGCAAAAAACCAGUUGAUUUACCCGAAUGUGGCUUUGAUGCCUCCAAGUGUCCAGAGCUUCCGUUUUGGGAUAUACUGACGGCAUCACUGCUAACAAUAUUAGUGUUUUUGUUGGCGAUUGCGAUACUUAUAUACAGAAAAGUGAAGUUAGAGUCCGCGUUGACGAACAUGUCAUGGCGUGUCCGGUGGGAAGACAUCACAUUUCCCGAUAACGUAGGCAUUAGUGCUUUGAGUCGAUUGAGUAUUUCAAGUCAAAUGUCGAAUAAAGGGAUGGAAACGGAUUGGGUUUGUUGGGUGCCUAAUGAACACAGACAAUCUUUAAGUAUCGAUUGGUCGCCGAAAACCAAUUCUCAGAUUCUGACGGGUUUUUACAAAGGAAAUCUGGUGGCCAUCAAGCGGUUGCCACAGAAGCGCAUAGAACUGACCAGAGAUAUACUUCUUGAGCUCAAAGUGUCAAAGGAUAGGUUUAUGUUUAUUCAUGAAUCGCUGCGUUUGUUUGCGUUGAAUAACUAA
Medioppia subpectinata is the source of this 1611-nucleotide messenger RNA. NCBI's taxonomy places the organism in Eukaryota, Metazoa, Arthropoda, Arachnida, Sarcoptiformes, Oppiidae. The record is from the annotation of a GenBank genome assembly.